GACCAGAGUAACAUCAUACAUUAAAAAUCACUCUUAAAGAAACCCCACUUCUCUGUUCAAAAAUGGUAAAGUACCUGUGUACUUUAUUUAGCAUGAAUAUCUGAGUGAGACUAAAAUGGUUUCAGAUCUUUCGCCUGCUGUUUUAACAGAAGUUUUCUUCCAUAGGUUGUGAUGAUGGCAGACCUUGCUAAAGACAGAACGGCUGGUUCAUUGAAGAAAGCGGGGAGUGUGUCUUCUCUGAGUAGCCAUGAGUUCCGGCAGAAGGAACAUCAUAGGCGCAUCAAAGACUGUGUGAGUACUGUGUCGUAUAUGGAUGAACCUAGCCAGCGUGAUGUUGCCUCUCGCCUUACAGUUCAGAUGGAAAACACCUAUCAGCUGGGUCCUACCAAGCAUUUUCCCGUGGUUACCGUCAAUCAUAUUCUGAAAGAUGUGUUAACUACCUACCUACAAGAAGAACAAUAUGACCCAGAGCUCUGUAGACAGAUGGCUAAAACAAUUUCUGAGGUGAUUAAAGCCCAGGUCAAGGACUUGAUGAUCCCACGGUACAAGCUGAUUGUGACUGUUCACAUUGGACCUCGGCACGGCCAGAGCAUACUUAUUGGGAGUAGAUGCCUCUGGAAUCCUAAAAGUGAUACCUUUGCAUCUUAUGUUUUUAGAAACUCUUCACUCUUUGCUCUUGCAAAUGUCUAUGCCGUUUACUUUGAGUGACUGAAAAUAAGAAAUCUAGUAUUACUUCUUUGAAAUCAAGAAAUAGGCUGUAUCUAAGUACACAAAAGUUUUACUGACAAAAGGUUUGAGUAGGAAAUAUUAAUACUUCAAACAACUGGAAGAUUUGGGAAUUUUUUAUACUCUUUUAAAGGUGGGGGUUGGGGAGGGUGGCACAAGAAAGAAUCUUGUUUAUCCCAAGAAGGAACUAAGUCUUGGUUCUGCUGGAUUUUUUUUCAUAGACAUAGAGUCUUAUUAAAUAUUGCUUUUGGUACUAAUUAUUUUAAUUACUCUUCAGUUAAAGAGCUGGAAUUUUCUGCUUUGUUUUUUAAGGAAGAGAAGUUUUAAAAAAAAUACAUGGCUACAUACCCUGACCAAUAAAUGACAGUAGGAUAUUCAACAUGGUGUACACAAAUGACUAAUGUUAAUGUGUCUCAGUGCUGCAUAUAAAAGAAUACUGGCUUUCAUUUUCUACUUAAUAAAUUGAGCAGCAUUCAUUAACUGCAAUUAUUGUUACAUGUACCUGACAGUUGAAACUGCUGAGGUAGAAUUAAUGAUUUCAUAACAAUUAUCGUAGUCCCGCGGGGCUGCUAGAUAAAACUAGAAGCUCUUGUGAGCUGCCUGCACUUCACAGAACUGUGGGAGAACUCAGUGUUGGCUCUUCAAUAAUGGAAACCAUAAAGUGAAUAAAGCCUUUUUCAGGCACUGAAGUAAUCGUUGUGAUAUUAAAUAUGCAUGAUGCUUAAUAGUAAAUGUAUUUGUAAUACAUAAAAUCAUGUAUUCGAAAGAGACGCUGCUUUUAAGUAUACACUGCUCGCUGUGCCUUUGAAUAGGUUUUCCUAGGCUAACAAACUUUCCCACAAAAUAUAUCGCCGGCAGGCUAACACAUAAGACAUGUGUAUUUACUAUUUUGUUCUUAUGAAUUUAGAAGUGACCCAGUGUGGUUUUCAAUGGAUGGCACUAAAAUUUAUAGGGCUGAAAUAGCUUCUUAUUCUGCUGGUUAAUGUAGUUUGUACCAUGGAUCAUUUGUUUUUAUGGAGCUUUCAGCGUGUAAACUGAUGCUGUGGCAUUGUUCUUGGAUGGUAAGUGGACUGCCCAGAGGACAUUAGUUAAAGGUCAAAGACAAAUUGUACACAUAUGGAGAAAAUUAGCAACACGGUAAUCCUAAGGAAAAAAUGUGUGUAAUUCAUACCAAAAAGAAUUUAACAAAUGGGAAAACAGUCGGUUCUUUAUAGUUUUAAAAUGUAUCGAUGUCUCGUU
Molecule: messenger RNA, 1965 nt
Organism: Myotis davidii
Lineage: Eukaryota; Metazoa; Chordata; Mammalia; Chiroptera; Vespertilionidae
Gene: DYNLT5
Product: Tctex1 domain containing 1
Exons: 4
Coding region: 172-708 (178 amino acids)
Biological process (GO): microtubule-based movement
Cellular component (GO): cytoplasmic dynein complex; cytoplasm
Molecular function (GO): dynein intermediate chain binding
Source: RefSeq, a predicted model, not a curated record